Cajanus cajan (pigeon pea) is the source of this 1445-nucleotide messenger RNA. RefSeq names its product MDIS1-interacting receptor like kinase 2. NCBI's taxonomy places the organism in Eukaryota, Viridiplantae, Streptophyta, Magnoliopsida, Fabales, Fabaceae. Gene Ontology annotation, biological process: protein phosphorylation. The record is from RefSeq and is a predicted model, not a curated record. Gene Ontology annotation, molecular function: protein kinase activity; ATP binding.
AUCUCAUAUAUAAACUGUCUGGUGUUAUCUUGCAGUUGCUACAAAAGACGUUUGGCAAGUCUCCGAGUUUGUGUGCCUUGUUCGUCCCCAGAGAAGAAAGAUAACUCCUUUUGCUGCAUCUCAUGCUCUGUUACUUCCAGUCUUUCUCAAUGCUCCAUUUGAUGCAAUGAAAAAUAUAACAAAGGGUUGGGUCCUUGCCUAGAGUUGAGUCACAACCGUCACGGAAAAAUGAAAACAAAUGUCAUUGUGUUGGCAUUAGUCCUUACUUCGGCGGCUUUAUUUCUUGUAUCAUUUGUGGUUGGAGUUUUCUUAUGUAUUUGUUAUCGGAGAGCAACAAAAUCCGAAAAGAAUGAGGCUGAAGAAAACAUAGAACUAAAAGAUCAUUUUUCCAUAUGGAGUUAUGAUGGAAAAUUAGUGUACGAAAAUAUCAUUGAAGCCACUGAGGAGUUUGAUGACAAAUAUGUCAUUGGAGUAGGAGGGUCUUCGUCUGUUUAUAAGGCUAAAUUAUCCACAGGACAGAUUGUUGCUGUGAAAAAAUUUCAUGCUAUACCCGACCACGAAACACUCGAUUUAAAAGCUUUUACAGCUGAGUUACGGGCUUUGGCAGAAAUUAAGCAUCGUAACAUUGUCAAGUUACAUGGAUAUUGUUUACAUCCACGUUUCGCCUUUUUGGUUUACGAGUUCCUAGAGGGGGGUAGUGUGGAUAAAGUACUAAACAAUGAUACACAUGCAACAAUGUUUGAUUGGAACAAGAGGGUGAAGGUUGUUAAAGGCGUAUUGAAUGCUUUGUAUCACAUGCAUCAUGGUUACUCUCGUCCUAUUGUUCAUCGUGACAUAUCAAGCAAGAAUGUUCUAAUAGAUUUUGAUUAUGAAGCCCAUCUCUCUGACUUUGGAACAACUAAAAUCUUGUAUCAUAAUUCAUCCAAUAUUACAACGUUUGCAGGCACCUAUGGGUAUGCUGCACCAGAGCUUGCGUAUACUAUGGAAGUGAAUGAGAAAAUUGAUGUGUUUAGUUUUGGAGUGCUUUGUUUGGAAAUACUAAUGGGAAAGCAUCCAGGAGAUCUCAUUUUUCCAUUAUAUUCAUCCUCUGAAACGUCAUCAGUGUCGAAUUUGCUGUUAAAGGAUGUGUUGGAUCAACGACUACCUCAUCCGGUGAAGCCAGAUGUUGAGGAGGUGAUAUUGAUUUCAAACGUAGCAUUUGCUUGCUUAAGUGAAAAUCCACGUCUUCGUCCAAACAUGAAACAAGUUCAUAAUGAGUUUCUGAUGCCAAAAUCAUAUCCAAUGGAUUCACUCCCCUCGGUCACACUUGGUCAACUCAUAAAUUAUUGAACCUUUUUUUUGUGUGUGUGUGUUGUAAGCUUCUUUUUCUUCUUCAUUUUUUUCGUACACUAUUUUUAUCAACUUAAAUUUAUUGAAUAUAACAAAAUUGUACUGAUUCUUUUUGU